Molecule: messenger RNA, 1798 nt
Organism: Odobenus rosmarus divergens (Pacific walrus)
Lineage: Eukaryota; Metazoa; Chordata; Mammalia; Carnivora; Odobenidae
Product: actin, cytoplasmic type 5-like
Exons: 7
Coding region: 1-1062 (353 amino acids)
Source: RefSeq, a predicted model, not a curated record
AUGUGGCCGGCCCCGCUCGCAUCCCCGGAGACCGGGCAGAUCCGGACAGCCAGCGGCGGGGUGGGCGGGGCCGAGCGUAGCCACGCCCGUCCCUCGCCGGACCCGCCCCCGGAGCGCCGCGAGCCUUUCCUGGGAAGCCGGGCGGAGAUUGUGGGUGCAGCUCACUUAGGCGUGCAUGGGACCAAAUCACCAGCCAGCCGCCAGGAGGCUUCACUUCCAACUGUGCUGCAUGUGCACAGCGCUGGCGGGCGAACGAGCCCCGGCUGGGCACUAGUCCAGACACAGAAGUAUGUGGCUCUGACCUUGCCCUUGGACUUGAAACUCAGAGGCAAGCAGGCCAAGCCAGCAGGAACCUGGCCUUGCCUACCAGGGCAGCCCUCAGGACCACUGUUCGAAACNGGGGACGGGGUCACCCACACUGUGCCCAUCUACGAGGGGUACGCCCUGCCCCACGCCAUCCUGCGUCUGGACCUGGCUGGCCGGGACCUGACGGACUACCUCAUGAAGAUCCUCACGGAGCGUGGCUACAGCUUCACCACCACCGCCGAGCGGGAAAUCGUGCGUGACAUCAAGGAGAAGCUGUGCUACGUCGCCCUGGAUUUCGAGCAGGAGAUGGCCACGGCUGCGUCGUCGUCCUCCCUGGAGAAGAGUUACGAGCUGCCCGACGGGCAGGUGAUCACCAUCGGCAACGAGCGGUUCCGCUGCCCGGAGGCUCUCUUCCAGCCUUCCUUCCUGGGUAUGGAGUCCUGUGGCAUCCACGAGACCACCUUCAACUCCAUCAUGAAGUGUGACGUGGACAUCCGGAAGGACCUCUACGCCAACACGGUGCUGUCUGGCGGGACCACCAUGUACCCUGGCAUCGCCGACAGGAUGCAGAAGGAGAUCACAGCUCUGGCGCCCAGCACGAUGAAGAUCAAGAUCAUUGCUCCUCCUGAACGCAAGUACUCCGUGUGGAUCGGGGGCUCCAUCCUGGCCUCACUGUCCACCUUCCAGCAGAUGUGGAUCAGCAAGCAGGAGUAUGACGAGUCAGGCCCCUCCAUCGUCCACCGCAAAUGCUUCUAAAUGGACUGCGAGCAGAUGCGUAGCAUUUGCUGCAUGAGUGAAUUCCGGAGUAUAAGUUUGCCCUGGCAAAUGUAUACACCUCAUGCUAGCCUCAUGAAACUGGAAUAAGCCUUUGAAAAGAAAUUUGUCCUUGAAGCUUGUAUCUGAUAUCAGCACUGGAUUGUAGAACUUGUUGCUGAUCUUGACCUUGUAUCCAAGUUAACUGUUCCCUUGGUAUAUGUUUAAUACCCUGUACAUAUCUUUGAUUUAAACCCUUAGCACAUGUGGCUCGGUCAGUUCGUGGCUGAGGUUGAGAACAUGUUGAUGGAAGAGAAAUCCAUUGAUUGGAGAAUCUGCAAGACCAUGAGGUUCUUGAUCUGUGCAGGGUAUUAAUGUCUAAGAGCUGCCUAUUCCAGGAUUUCUCUAGAGGCUGGCAAGAGUCCUGAAUGAGUUGUCAUUUCUGUCUUGCCGGUCUUAACAGGGUUGGGAAGGUCCGAGCCUUAGGACCCACUUUUCCUUUCUUACCCGAUGUUUUCCUGCCAGAACACCGUGGGUUGUUAAUUGCCUUGAGUUGGAAAACGGUUUGCAUUUACAACUGUAAAUUUAUUCAUCCUUUUAAUUUAUGUAAGGUUUUUGUACACAAUUCUCAAUUCUUUAAGAGAUGACAACAAAUUUUGGUUUUCUACUGUCAUGUGAGAACAUUAGGCCCCAGCAACGCGUCAUUGUGUGAGGAAAUAAAAAGUGCUGCAGUAAAGUG